UUCAUGACAUGAAUAAUGUCUGAAGGUCCUGUGUCAUUAGGUUGCAUGUGUGUGACAUUCUUCCUAACUUUUAUCAUGUUUUGAAUUUUAUGAAGAAAUAUGAGUAUUUUGCCUGUGUGCAUGGAUAUAUACCACAUGUGUACCUGGUGAUCCUAGUACUCAGAAGAUGAUCUCCCUGAAAAUGGAAUUAUGGAUAGUUUGACCUGUGAUGAUGUGCAUGUCAACUUCACUCAGGAAGAGUGGGCUUUGCUAGAUCAUUCCCAGAAGAAUCUCUACAAAGACGUGAUGCUGGAGACUUACAGAAACCUCAUUGCUAUAGGCUACAAAUGGGAAGAUCACAAUUUUAAAGUACAUUGUCAAAGAUCUAGAAGACAUGGAAGACAUAAAGGAAUUCACACUGGAGAGAAACCCUAUAAAUGUAAUAAAUGUGAUAAAGCUUUCUCACAACAGAAAAAUCUCCAAAUACAUAGACAAACCCAUACUGGAGAGAAACCCUAUGAAUGUAAUCAAUGUGGGAAAGCCUUUUUGCGACACAGUGGUCUACAAGUACAUAAAAGAACCCAUACUGGAGAGAAACCCUAUGAAUGUGAUCAAUGUGGGAAAGUCUUUUCACACCACAGUAGUCUCCAACUACAUAAAAGAACUCAUACAGGAGAGAAGCCCUAUGAAUGUAAUCAGUGUGGGAAAGCCUUUUCACGUUACAGUCAUGUUCAAAUACAUAAAAGAAUUCAUACUGGGGAGAAGCCUUAUGAUUGUGAUCAAUGUGGUAAAGCCUUUGCAUGUCACAGUAAUCUCCAAAUACAUAAAAGAGCCCAUACUGGAGAGAAACCCUAUGAAUGUACGCAAUGUGGCAAAGCCUUUUCACAACACAGUCAUCUUCAAGUUCAUAAAACAAUUCAUUCUGGAGUGAAACCUCAUGUUUGUAAUAAAUGUGGGAAAGCUUUUACACGUCAUGCUAAUCUUCGAAGGCAUAAAAUAACUCAUACUGAAGUACAAGGCUAUAAAUGUAAUCAAUGUGAGAAAGCUUUUUCACAAGUGAGUCUUUUCCAAGUUCAUAAAACAACUUAUCCAGGAGAGAAGCCCUAUGAAUGUAAUCAUUGUGGGAAAGCCUUCACCUGCCAUAGUUAUCUUUAAAGGCAUGCAAGAAUUCAUAUUGGAGAAUAAAUCUAUGAUUUUCCUCACUGUUAUAAAGACUUUGCAUUUCACCCUGGUCUUUGAAUCCAUGAAGCGUUCAUCCAAGAGGAAAACCUGUAGUAUGUAAUAAAUUUGUUAAAGCCUUCCUAUGUCAUGGUAGUCAUUGAGGAUAUGAAAGAACUGAGACUCUAGGGGAUUUGGUAUAAUAUUUAGUCAACAAACUUACAUUUAGUUACCCAGAUUAUUCUGAAGAAAAACUGACAAAUGUUAACAAUCUAUUCAGGCAUUAUAAUGUCUGUGUUUUGCUUGCAACUACAACCUCAUGGAUAAAGGCCCCAUGUAUUUAUUUAGUAAGGCAAACCUUUUAGUUAUUAUGCUUCUCUUCAAUUGCAUGAAGUAAGUCAUUCAGAGUAAAAUAUUAUGGUUGUGUACUAGUUUUUUUUUCUCUUUCCAUGAUAAAACACAGUGUCUAAGGCAACUUUAAAAGAGCUUAAUUUGGCUUAUGGCUCCAGAGUGAAACAGGCAACAAGUGAUAGACAUGAUAGCUAAAGCAGGAAGCUAAAGAUGACAUCCUCAGCCCAAAGCAUGAAGCAGAAAAUGGGAACCGAUGUGGUGUCAGGAUUUAAAAUCUCAAAACCCACCACCAGACUUCCUCUACAGGGUGCCGUUUUCUCAACUUUUCCAAAUGAUACCAACAACUGAGAAGUAUUGAUUCUAUGACUUUAGAGCCUACAUGCUUAUUUUCUGUUAUAUGAAACAACUCAUGAUAAAGAAAAUUUCUGUCGUUUGGUCUUUAUAUGCCUCAACUUCUGGGUUAUAAGAAUGAAUGCUUACCUAAUAAAAAUAGC
Cricetulus griseus (Chinese hamster) is the source of this 1982-nucleotide messenger RNA. NCBI's taxonomy places the organism in Eukaryota, Metazoa, Chordata, Mammalia, Rodentia, Cricetidae. The record is from RefSeq and is a predicted model, not a curated record.